AGAGGAAAACAGACGUAUAAGAACAGACUGCUGAAAUGCUACUAUAAAUGCGAUGAAAAAUAUUCUACUAACGGCAAGUGAUUCGGUCGAAAGGAGAAUACAAAGAAGCAUGACUAGAUGUGUUGUGUACACAGAUGUUUUGAUACAUCUUUGGUUGAUAUUGGUCAGUGUUGAAGGAUGGACGUAUCACUGGAAGGAGAACGAGAAAAUGACCUGGAAUGAGACAAGGGCGUGGUGUCAAAGAGAAUACACAGACAUUGUGAUGGUCCACAAUGAAAAUGUAACACGCUUCCUUGAAAAAAAUUUGCCUGAAAAAUCUUCAUCUCCUUACUUCUGGAUUGGAAUGAAAAAGAUCAAUGACAUUUGGACGUGGGCUGCCAAUGGACAGAGGGUGGACAAUGAAAACUGGGCACCCACUGAGCCCAACAACAACAAGGCAGAUGAGAACUGUGUGGAAUUAUACACCAACACAAACAAUAAAGGAAAGUGGAAUGAUGACAGCUGUGAACAUAAAAAGCAUCCUGUAUGCCAGAAAUCACAGUGUCCAAACAAUUGCACUGAUAGACAGUACUGCGUAGAACAAGUCAACAACGUCACCUGUGUGUGUAAAACAGGUUUCUCUGGGCCAGAGUGUGAAACAGUGGUUUCUUGUGAACCACUCUCUGCACCACCACAUGGCGGGAUGCAAUGCUCCGGUCCGUAUGGGAAUCAUUCACUCAACUCAGAUUGUACAUUUUCUUGUGCUGGUGGUUAUAAACUGAAUGGUAAAGAUGAGCUCAAAUGCAAUUCCUCCGGUGCAUGGAACGCACCACCACCUUCAUGUACAGGUGCAAUAUCGGAGUGUUUUCCCAUUCUUUUGUUUGGUGGUGGAUUGCUGAACUGCACUGAAGGACAUGACAGCAUCAGAUCUGCCUGUAGAGUACAGUGUCCACCUGGUCACCUGCUGCUGGGGUUUGUUGAGUUCACCUGCAGAGCUGAUGGCACAUGGGAGUCUUCCUUUCCACUAAUGUGUGCAAGUUAUGUCCAUUUUCUAAUUGCUCUUUUGGCAUCUGUUGUCAUCUCUGUGUUUUGUGGCUGUUUAUUUUGUUGCUCCAGCUGCAGAAGGAAACUCGACCAGAAACAGUGAAUCCAGCAUUUGAAGCAGAACACACACCACUAGAGGGCCCUCUCUAUGGAGUGAGUUUUGGUUCUUUAUUAC
Carassius auratus (goldfish) is the source of this 1198-nucleotide messenger RNA. RefSeq names its product L-selectin-like. Gene Ontology annotation, cellular component: membrane. The record is from RefSeq and is a predicted model, not a curated record. NCBI's taxonomy places the organism in Eukaryota, Metazoa, Chordata, Actinopteri, Cypriniformes, Cyprinidae. The transcript has 8 exons. Gene Ontology annotation, biological process: cell adhesion. Bases 53 to 1126 code for a protein of 357 amino acids.